Arctia plantaginis is the source of this 681-nucleotide messenger RNA. Lineage: Eukaryota; Metazoa; Arthropoda; Insecta; Lepidoptera; Erebidae. The record is from the annotation of a GenBank genome assembly.
AUGCCUCGCAAGUACGUGCGCAAAGUGGGGGCAAGCCCUCGGGGCGAAUGGACGGAAGAUGCGCUACGAGAAGCUUUUGAAGAAAUAAGGCAGAAUAAGUAUGGCUUGAAUGAAAUAUCUCAAAGUUUCUUUGCAAUCUCCGAUUUGUCAUCAAUCAAUCAACUCCGUGAUGAGCCACAAGAUAUCUUACCUGAAAAUACGUUACAAUUACCUGGUCCCUCAUGUAGCAAUCAGUUGUUGCCAGAAUCAAACUGCAACGAGGUUUCAGCUUUGGCUGAAACUCAAACUUCUACACUAACAAAUGUUGAUCAAACGCAUGAUAAUUGUGGAAGUCAUGAUACAACGAGAAAGGAUUCUCCAUCUCUUCUUUCCCAAUCUCAUUGUCUGCAGCGAAAUGAAGAAGGCGUAAGGGAGACACCUAGCAAGUUUUUGCAAGAAUGUUCCCCUGUACCGAAAAUUCCGAUACCUUUAUACAAAAGAGGAAAACAAUCAGCUGCAGUACUAAAUUCCAAAGAAAACAUAGCUAAUAAGAAAAUCAAAGGUAAAGCUACUCCUAACAUACCAUGCAAAAGUAGUAAAGUAAAAGGACCAAAGAUGACAGAAAAAAGGCCAAGAGUAGCUUCAGAAGAGACAGAUUCAUCUGCCACAAAUGAUUCUGAUGAAUUUUUCCAAGAAAAUUAA